AUGACGAAAAAGUGCUUCGUAAUCAAGAGCUGCCUUUACUUCGUGGUCAUAUCUGUUAUGCUAGUGUUUUGUGUUUUUUGGCCAUGGCUGAGCCUGAUCAACAUUUAUUACCGCCAUAGGCAGCCGAUAUUGAAGGUGUGGUAUGAGAUGGAACCGCCACCAGCAGUACCAGAGUUAAUGUUGUUAGACACUAGAACAAUCUAUGAAUUUAACUCACCUUCUGUCGAGUCCUUUAUUCAGGCAUCAACAACAGACAAUUCACUGAAAGGUCUCGCUGUGUAUUUGAACCUCACAAACGCGUGUCAAACACUGGAUGAUGUAAGCAAAGCAAAGAAUCAAGUUCACAAAAUCGCUCUUGUCACACUCAUGCAGAAUGAUCAAACUACAUGUACUAUACAAGACCUUGCCAAAAAUGUACAAAAUGCAGGUUACUCUAUGUUGAUAUAUUGUUGUGCUACAGCGACUUCUAGAGUGAAGAACAAGGUAAUGAUAAUGAUCCCAGUGGCAACGGUGGACGAGAAGACCAAUGUAAGUGAGGUAAAGAGAACUUUUUCCUAUGCAGAUCGAACUGAUGUUGACAUUCUGUGUUCGCCCACUCAUGGUCAAAAAACAGAUUAUUUGAGGAAAAUGGAGUCUUACUUAAAAAGACUAUAUUUUUGGUUUCUUAUUGGACCUUUAAUUACUCUCGAGUGGAUGAGACGUACAAGGAAAUUUUGUUGGAUGUCUGACAGUCAAGAAAAGCAACGGGUCGGUGAAGAGCGAGCAAGUGAAAACGGAGGAAAUGCUGCUGAAAAUGAAAUUCGAACCAUGGAGGAAGGUGAAAAUGGAACUGAGGAACCGUUGGCCUCAAAUUACCAAGAGUCCAGAGGAAGAAACCCAGGACGAGAAGUUUUGAGCCAAAGCAGUGAGGAACAGCCUUUACUUGUUGAAUUUAAAAGACUACCACGGCACAAUCAAAGUGUGGUUACGAGUUUCAAAAAGUUCUUUUGCAAAGGGGUGAUGUGUUUUUCUUACCUAAUGCUUUUUAUUGCGGCUCUUCCGAUUUCCAUAUCUUGUGGAAGCUUCUCCUUUUUUAGAUUUGAUCACAGGGUUUUUCCUACUUUUGUUUUUUUUAUCACACAAGACCCGCUAAGAGACAGGGUGACAGACCCGCUAAGAGAUAGGGUGACGCUUCGAACAUUUUUGUACAUUGUUUUGCUUUUGUGGUCACCUUUGCAGAUAUUUUGUUUCUUACUGUACAGUCGGUUGGCUUGUACUACCACUUGGGUUGUUCCUAUCAACGUCUUAAGACUUAUUCGUAGCGAGUGGUUUGCUUCAAACAUUUCUUUGCUGGUUCUAGCUGUAGUGGUGCCAUUAUGUACCUCAUUAGACAUCUUUAGUUUUUUCGCAACUUACAACACCGUUUGCACAGUGUGCAAUAUGCUUUUCAUUUUUAUUUUAAACAAGCACAACUUUGUCACACGCUACGUUUUCUACAUUAGCGUGUGCAUGAUUUUUGCCUAUCUGGAAAGCAGUAUCGUUGCCGUGUUUUAUUUUGUUCUCAAUUCUCAAGGAUCCUUAGACAACUUGAAACUAACUGCCCUUCGCACUGUGGCCAUUGGCCUUACUUUGAAGGUUAGUUUCAGUUCUUCCAUUCACAUUGUAUGGAAACUCAAUAAGCCGACAAAAUCCCUGUUUGAGGAACUUUCGGAGAAGUAA
This is a messenger RNA of Porites evermanni, 1698 nucleotides long. The record is from the annotation of a GenBank genome assembly. NCBI's taxonomy places the organism in Eukaryota, Metazoa, Cnidaria, Anthozoa, Scleractinia, Poritidae.